AUGGAGCCGCACAACGACGCCCGUGCUGCUGUCGGUGUGCCGGCGCUGACGUGGAAUGACACUCUGGCUGCGGAGGCUCUGACCUGGAUCACAUCGCUUGCUACAACAGACAACACCUGCCGCACAGCCACCCGCUCCAGCGCCCUGACCUAUGGACAGAACCUGAUGACGACAAUUGGAAUCGGCCAAUGGACCGGCAGGAUGGUCGUGAACUCGUGGGUGGCGGAGAAGUCGAGCUACACCUACUCGCCUCUAAAUGGAGGGUGUGCAGCGGGCGCCAUCUGCUCGCAUUACAUCCAGAUCGUGUCUCGGGCAUCGACAGCCGUUGGAUGUGCCUCGUACACCUGUGCCGGUGCGGGGGCUCAGCUCUGGGCGUGCUUUUACUCACCCAAGGGACUUGCGAAGGGCUCGUAUCCGUAUUAG
Molecule: messenger RNA, 423 nt
Organism: Closterium sp. Naga37s-1
Lineage: Eukaryota; Viridiplantae; Streptophyta; Zygnematophyceae; Desmidiales; Closteriaceae
Source: the annotation of a GenBank genome assembly